CCUCGUCCCAUGAAUUGCUGGAUGCUUUACAGAGACGAGAAACACAGGGAGCUCAAGGCGAAAAACCCUAAUCUCACCGUACAGCAGAUCUCUACAAUUUGCUCAGAGGGCUGGAGGAAAUUGUCCGCUGCCGAAAAGGAUCACUACAGAUCUCAAGCUAAGCUGGCAAAGGAACUUCAUCAGCGAGAGUUCCCUAACUACAAGUACACCCCUCGC
Molecule: messenger RNA, 216 nt
Organism: Aaosphaeria arxii CBS 175.79
Lineage: Eukaryota; Fungi; Ascomycota; Dothideomycetes; Pleosporales
Product: mating type protein 2
Exons: 2
Biological process (GO): regulation of transcription by RNA polymerase II; anatomical structure morphogenesis; cell differentiation
Molecular function (GO): DNA-binding transcription factor activity, RNA polymerase II-specific; RNA polymerase II cis-regulatory region sequence-specific DNA binding
Source: RefSeq, a predicted model, not a curated record